UUCUUUAAAAGUAGUGGUGGGCAAGAAAAGCCUCCUGAAGCACUGAGGCUUUCUUAACUAUUGUGCCGAAAAGGUGACGGUGACAUCUGGUGGACAACUGAAGCCAUAGCAACCUCUAAAGAGCAAUCUGUCAACAUUCAAACGUAACACAAAACCAUAACAGACAGUUCAUUUCAAACUGUACCACUCAUUUCUCCUAAAGUCUAUUUCAGUAUAAGUACAUAAGUCAGUGAUUCACAUUACAAGGUCUGUAGUAUGGACAGAUUGACCAACACACCUACUACUGUGUAUCUUCUUAUAACCCCCAGCAAAUUGUCAAUGUUUACUUCAGUUUACACAUACUUGUAUAACAAACUAUCAAUAAUAAUAAUAUUCAAAUACAUGUAUCAUUCACUUAUUUCUGAUGUUCUACUUUGGAGCUGGGGUUUCAAGCACAAAUGACUGGAGGGUCACCUCACAAUUCCAUACAUUCCAGACAUAUAAACAAAUCCAAGAGUUAGAAGGAAAACAAUAACUCUUUUCUUUGUUGAAGACUUCUGUUAGCCAACUGGACAUGAAAUUUUCACUCAACAGUGGAGGUGGGCUAGGACAGGGGAUUACAACGACCCAUCAAACUUAUAAUGACUGUUAACAUGACUCCAACGGCCCACCCAACAGGGUAUAUUUGCUGUAUUCCCCUCCACCAGUUAGAACUGAAGAAGCCUCUUGGAUGAGAAGCAAAACGUCUUCUUGAGAAAAUUUCACAUCCAGUUGCCUAACGGAACUCUUCAACCUUGACUAUGACCUGGAUGACUUUAUUAUUUAAUUUUAAGGUUGAGAACAAAACUCUUCUCUGGCCGUUCUCUCCUUUCUUUUACGAUAUUAAUUUGUUUAUGUUGCGCGUGACGAUUACCUACCCAUCUGUGGAUCCCUCAGGUCGAACAAGUUCAUUCAGAAACACUGCCAGCCCAUCUGCUUGUCUGUGGAAAACAUCAUGAUUUUGCCGCUGAAUUCGAACCCAUGUGUUCUGACGGACUAAAGACUUAAGGACUAAAGAAGGGACAAAGAGCAAAAAUUAAACACCAAAAUAUAAAACACUUGAGAAGAAAUUAUCCAAAAUACAUUUAAACAGUCAUACACUAAUGUCUGCUGGAACCGCCUAUAAAGCUAACUUUUUUUAUUUCAUUAUUUGAAUAUAAUAUUAAAAUUUGUGCGCAUAAAAUACAUUUAAAUAUACAAAUUUAAAUAACAUAAAAUCCUCCUUAUGGAUUAUAAUAAAUAUACCAAACUGAACAUUUCCUUCAAUAUAAUUAUUUUUAAUAUUUACUCUUGUGUAUCCUGAAGUGCCUUUAAGUACCCCUAGUGGUACACGUAUCUCCAUUUGAGCACCACUGCCAUAGCCCAGUGUAGAAAGUUGUUUAGCAUUGAAUUCAGUUUUAUGUGACCUUCAUCGUGUGACCUGUUCAAGAACGGGUUGCCAACAUGAGUAGUUUGGAUAAAGCAGAAAAAUCUAUGCUCAGACAGAAAAAAGUCACAUUCAAAUGUACACACUUUGAGUUAUUAUUCCACAAAUAUGACCUACAUGAUCACAGGAAUUCAACAUGACCCUAUGAAUAGCACUCAUCCACUGGAAUCAUCGCUUGGGAUCCAACAAAGGAGUUCUGUGUUGGAUGUUUCGGUGUUAAACUUCUUUUUCUCCUCUCUGCCUCCACCAUUCACUACACUACACAAGCUCACUGUAUAAAUUCAGGCUUGUGUUGUAUAAUUCGUAACACAACAGUAAAUAAAUGAGCAGUUUUGAUUUUUGUCAGCUUGGAUAAUAAUUGUUUUAAAGGACUACUCCAGACUCAGUGGACGAGGAGCAGCAGCAUCUGUAUGAGGGGCGCGGCCUCCUACUGGCUGCUGCUGCUGCUGCUGCUUCACUCAUAGCUUGGGCGCUUCAUCCAUUCACCCAUCCUUCCAUUCAGCCAUCCACCCAUCCUUCCGUCCACCCAUCCAUCCAAAGCGGAGACUGAGAGAUGGGGGACGCGGCCCAGUGUAACAUCAAGGUGGUGUGUCGUUUCAGGCCGCUGAACAGUUCUGAGGUGGCCCGUGGAGACAAGUACAUCCCGAAAUUUAAGGGCAAUGACUGCGUGCAGAUCGCGGGUAAACCGUACUACUUUGAUCUUGUAUUCCAGUCCGACACCACUCAGGUGCAGUUCUACGAAGCGGUGGCUCAGAAGAUCGUUAAAGAUGUGCUGGAGGGAUACAACGGAACGAUAUUUGCCUAUGGGCAGACGUCCUCGGGCAAAACUCACACCAUGGAGGGGAACCUCCACAAUCCAGACAUGAUGGGAAUCAUUCCCAGAAUUGUUCACGACAUCUUCAAUCACAUCCAUUCCAUGGAUGAGAACCUGGAGUUACAUAUCAAAGUUUCCUAUUUUGAAAUUUAUUUAGACAAAAUCCGGGACCUGUUGGACGUAUCAAAGAGGAACCUCUCUGUACACGAGGAUAAAAACAGAGUGCCCUUUGUCAAGGGGUGUACUGAGCGUUUUGUGUGCAGUCCUCAGGAGGUCAUGGACGCCAUAGAUGAAGGAAAAAACAACAGACACGUGGCUGUCACAAACAUGAAUGAACACAGUUCCAGAAGUCACAGCAUUUUCCUCAUCAACAUCAAACAGGAAAACACUCAGACUGAGCAGAAAAUGACGGGAAAACUCUACCUGGUUGAUCUGGCUGGGUGCGAAAAAGUGGGUAAGACGGGAGCGGAGGGCACAGUGUUGGAUGAAGCUAAGAUGAUCAACAAGUCGUUGUCUGCACUUGGAAUCGUCAUCUCAGCUCUGGCGGAGGGAUCGGCCUACGUUCCAUACAGAGACAGUAAAAUGACCAGGAUCCUGCAGGACUCAUUAGGCGGGAACUGUCGGACCACCAUGGUCAUCUGCUGCUCGCCCUCGUCCUUUAAUGACGCAGAGACCAAAACGACACUGCAGUUUGGACAACGGGCAAAGACUAUAAAGAACAAUGUGUGUUUGAACGUGGAGCUGACCGCAGAGCAGUGGAAGAGCAAGUGGGAGAAAGAAAGGGAAAGAAACAAGACGCUGAAGAACUCAGUCAUCUUGUUGGAGAAUGAGGUCAACCGGUGGAGGAAUGGGGAACGUGUUCCUGCAGAAGAACAGUUUGAUAAGGAGAAGGCCAAAGCGGAGGUCCUGGACCUGGACAGUGCCGUCAACAACGAGAAGCCAGCUCCCACAGCAGCUCUCAGCAGCCUGCCCGUGGUCCAGUUCACAGACGCAGAGAAGGAGAAGUGUGCAGCAGAGAUGGCCAAGUUGUACAAAGAGAUGGAUGACAAGGAUGAAGAGAUUAACCAACAGUCUCAGUUGUUGGAGACACUGAAGCAGCAGAUGUUGGACCAAGAGGAGCUUUUGACUUCCUCCCGCCGCGACCACGACAACCUUCAGACGGAACUAAACCGGCUGCUGUCAGAGAACGAGGCCUCUAAGGAGGAGGUGAAGGAGGUGCUGCAAGCUCUGGAGGAGCUAGCCGUCAACUAUGACCAGAAGAGCCAGGAGGUAGAGGACAAAACGAAAGAGUUUGAGGCCCUCAGUGAGGAGCUGAACCGGAAAUCGAGCUCUUUGGCCUCCAUUGACUCUGAGCUGCAGAAGCUGAAGGAAAUGACCAACCACCAGAAGAAGAGGGUCAAUGAGAUGAUGUCAUCAUUACUGAAAGACCUGGCUGAGAUCGGCAUCGCUGUGGGAAACAACGACAUCAAGCAACAGGAGGGCAGUGGUCACAUCGAUGAAGAGUUCACCGUAGCUCGACUCUACAUCAGUAAAAUGAAGUCUGAGGUGAAGACAAUGGUGAAGCGCAGCAAACAGCUGGAGAGCUCCCAGGCUGAGAGCACCCAGAAGAUGGCUGAGGCAGAGAGAGAGCUGACCACCUGCCAGCUGCGCAUCUCCCAGCAUGAAGCUAAAAUCAAGUCUCUGUCAGACUGCCUCCUGAAUGUAGAGCAGAGGAAAAGACAGCUGGAGGACACGGUAGACUCUCUCAAUGAGGAAAUAGUCAGGAUCAACGCUGAAGAGAAAGUAAAUGCAAUGGAGAAGAAGUCUGUCAAAGAAGUAAAGAUCCCAGGAUUACGCUUCAAGGAUGUUGUGGAGAAGCAGAUCCAGUCCCACAAAGAGGCUCACAAGAGGCAGAUCAGCAGCCUGAGAGACGAGCUGGACAGCAAGGAGAAACUCAUCACAGAGUUGCAGGAUCUGAACCAGGAGAUCAUGCUGGAGCAGGAGAGGCUGAAAGUGGAGCAUGAGAAACUGCGGGCCACCGACCAGGAGAAGAGCCGUCAGCUGCAGGAGCUAACGGAGCUGCUGGAAAAACAGGAGCAGGCCAGUCAGGACCUGAAAGGACUGGAGGAAACAGUGACGCGGGAGCUGCAGACGCUUCACAGCCUGAGGAGACUAUUUGUCCAAGACUUAUCGACAAGAGUCAAAAAGAAUGCUCAAAAAGACCCAGAGGAGAUGGAGAUCACCGUGGCCCAGAAACAGAAAAUCAGUUUCUUGGAGAACAACCUUGAGCAGUUGUCUAAAGUUCAUAAGCAGCUGCUGCGUGACAAUGCUGACCUCCACUGUGAGAUUCCUAAGAUGGAGAAGCGUCUGCGGGCCACUGCUGAGCGGGUCAAAUCCCUGGAGGCUGCUUUAAAGGAGGCCAAAGAGAACGCUGCCCGUGACAGGAAGCGCUAUGAGCAGGAGGUGGAGCGGAUAAAGGAGACGAUCAAAAUCCAGAGUGUGAAUCGCAAAGCUUCAGCUCAUAUAGCCAAGCCCAUCAGACCAGGACAGCUACCCGGUGCUCCUCUGGUCCCCAAUGCCAACAGCUCCUGAGAAUUCCAUCAAACAUGCCUCAAGCCAAGGACCAGAGCUCUGAUCUUCCAUCUGGAGCUGCUGCAGGAAUCUGCCACACUGUAGACAGACAGACAGAGAGAGAGAGAGAGAGAGAGAGAGAAAGAGAGAGAGAGAGAGAGUGGGGUGUGGUUGAAAAAGAGAGAUAAAGAAGGUAUAAGUGAGAAAAAAAGUGAUAAUGUUCAUUUGAAGCCAAGAUAUAUUUAUUGCCUUGUGUCUUUAGUGGUGUUUAACUGACUCACAGAACAAAGAACUGGACAGAGAGAGAGAGAGAGAGAAUAACCCUUUUCUCUAAUAUUUGUUUCUCCAGAAUUGUACUUGUUUUCACAUAGUUGCAGGUUCUGACUGUGUGCAGAUGAGAGUACAGUCCAUGUCCAUCACAAGCAUUAGUUUUUUCGAUUUUUAAAGUUUUUCUGCUCCGUCUUUAAAACAACACUCCAUGUCCUAAACGGCUUUUGACUUUUUUUAAACUCAUGUCAGAAAGCUGUGGGACCGAAGCUCCUUUAUAUGUUAACUUUAUUUCGUAAAUAUCUCCAGUAUGACGUUAGCGAACUUUCUUUAUUAUUAUUUAUUACCACUAGCCUUUCUGAAUAACUGUAACUGAGUGAAUAUGAUUAUCGUAGAUAUGAGACACUACUGCAAACACCCAGAUCAACAAGCUCAGGCGUUUCACAGGACUGUCAGUGAAGGGUCAACGCCUUUAGCAAGUCUACAAAAAAGUUAAUACAUAAUACAACAAUAGUAAAGAUUUUGUUUUGUUUUAAAUAUCAGAGUUAAUAAACCGAGACAAGAACAAG
Cynoglossus semilaevis (tongue sole) is the source of this 5644-nucleotide messenger RNA. RefSeq names its product kinesin-1 heavy chain. Gene Ontology annotation, molecular function: microtubule motor activity; microtubule binding; ATP binding. NCBI's taxonomy places the organism in Eukaryota, Metazoa, Chordata, Actinopteri, Pleuronectiformes, Cynoglossidae. Bases 1998 to 4829 code for a protein of 943 amino acids. The record is from RefSeq and is a predicted model, not a curated record. Gene Ontology annotation, biological process: microtubule-based movement. The transcript has 26 exons.